GAUAUAGAAGAAUUAUUUAAUCAAAUGCAAGAAACUGGAUUAAAUGAUUUAGCACAAAAUAUUGAAGAAGUAGUUUCACCAAUUGCAGAACAGCAAGAAAAUAUGAUAGAUACAGAAACAAACCUAAGAAAAUGUGAAACAUGUUUUAUUUCCCUGGAAGCUGACAAUGAAAGUACAAAUUGCCUGAAUUGCCAACGUCAUGAUCAAAUACAGAAUGAACGACAUAAAUCAAGUGAAUGCCUCAAGAAACAAGCCAAAAAAAAUGAUGACUAUUUCGAAUAAGAAAUUUAGUCCACUAGAAGUUGGUACCACAGUUAACGUUUCAAUACCUGAUGUUGAUCGAGCACGUGGAUCACCACGGAAUCUAUUAGCAGUUAUCACCCAGGUUGAAGACGAUUUAUAUAAAUUAGGUACGGAAAACGGCAUUAUUAAUCAUAUGUAUACUCGGUCGCAGAUUGAUCCUUGCAAAGAAAAUUUCGUUGAUUUGGAAUCUGUAAAUACCGAAAAAGAAAUUACUUUGAGAGAAGCUUCAGGUUUUAAUAGUGUAACUGGAUCCCAAGGUUACAGAAGGUGCAAUUGCAAACUUAAGUGUAUAACAAACAAAUGCAUUUGUCGAUCAGCUGGAAUAUUGUGUAACUCAAAAUGUCACAACAGCAUGCCUUGCGAAAAUAAAUAA
Aphis gossypii (cotton aphid) is the source of this 676-nucleotide messenger RNA. RefSeq lists its product as uncharacterized. Bases 200 to 676 code for a protein of 158 amino acids. The transcript is spliced from 3 exons. The record is from RefSeq and is a predicted model, not a curated record. Lineage: Eukaryota; Metazoa; Arthropoda; Insecta; Hemiptera; Aphididae.